This is a messenger RNA of Elgaria multicarinata webbii, 3782 nucleotides long. It is a transcript of the gene STARD3, whose product is annotated as StAR related lipid transfer domain containing 3. The coding region runs from base 149 to 1474 and encodes 441 amino acids. The transcript is spliced from 15 exons. The record is from RefSeq and is a predicted model, not a curated record. Gene Ontology annotation, biological process: cholesterol transport. Gene Ontology annotation, molecular function: cholesterol binding. Gene Ontology annotation, cellular component: lysosomal membrane; endoplasmic reticulum-endosome membrane contact site; late endosome membrane. Lineage: Eukaryota; Metazoa; Chordata; Lepidosauria; Squamata; Anguidae.
AAUUACUUCCGCCUUUUUCACUUGGUUCUUGUUAUUGGGGGAGACUGAGGCCCUUGGGAAGGCAGUGACUGACCAGAUGAACAAUUGACAACGUCACGGAUGACACACUGGGACACGAGAGCCAACAAUUCCACUGUCCUGUCUGAGGAUGAGCAAGCCGUCGGACUUCCAGAACAGUGACCUGGAGCAGAGCCUUCCUGCCAUUGCUUCCUCGUUUUCACACAGCCAAGGCUUCCCCCCACACUACUACUUCUCCCCCGAGAGGAGAAGAGUCAUUUCUGAUGUGCGGCGGACCUUCUGCCUCUUUGUCACCUUCGACCUUCUCUUCAUCUCACUCCUCUGGAUAAUUGAACUGAAUAUUGGGAAAGGUAUCCAGGACAAUUUAAAAGAAGAAAUUAUCAACUACAGCUUUAAAACAUCCUUUUUUGACAUAUUUGUUUUGGCUUUUUUCCGGUUCUCGGUGCUGCUUCUGGGAUAUGCUCUUCUGAGGCUCCGCCACUGGUGGGUUAUUGCGAUCACUACAUUGGUGUCCAGUGGCUUCCUGAUACUGAAAGUUAUCUUUUCAAAUCUUCUCAGCAAAGGGGCUUUUGGCUACCUUCUGCCAAUUGUUUCCUUUGUCCUUGCCUGGCUUGAAACGUGGUUUCUGGAUUUCAAAGUCUUACCCCAAGAGACCGAGGAAGAGCAAUGGUACUUAACAGCUCGGGCUGCUGUGGCUCGUGGACCCGUCCUUUAUUCAGGGGCCCUCUCAGAUGGCCAGUUUUACUCCCCACCAGAAUCUGUUGCAGGUUCAGAUGACUCAGAUGACGAGGCUAUGGGAAAGAGGGCAUUAACUGAUGAGGAGAGAGAAUAUGUCCAGCAAGGCAAAGUAGCGAUGGAGGUGGUGGAUCAGAUCUUAGCCCAAGAGGAGAAUUGGACGUUUGAGAGAUGCAACGAGUUUGGUGACACAGUUCACUCCCUCGAAAUGCCGUUCCAUGGCAAGAUUUUCAUCCUAAAGGCGAUUCUACAGUGUUCUGCUGAGAUAGUCUACCAGGAGAUGAUUCUCCAGCCUGAGAAGAUGGUGCUAUGGAAUAAAACCUUGUUAGCAUGUCAAAUUUUACAACGGGUCGACGAUAACACAUCGAUAUCCUAUGAUGUGGCAGCUGGAGGCGCGGGCGGCGUUGUCUCACCCAGGGACUUUGUAAAUGUGCGUCGGAUUGAGAGAAGGAGAGACCGGUAUAUUUCAUCAGGGAUGGCAACCGUUCACAGCUCACGCCCUCCGACUUCAAAAUAUGUCAGAGCAGAGAACGGUCCAGGAGGUUUUGUUGCCCUGAGAUGCCCCACUAAUCCGCACCUCUGCACCUUGAUUUGGAUACUCAAUACAGACCUCAAGGGUCGGCUUCCCCGAUACCUCAUCAACCAAAGCUUGGGGGCCACCAUGACAGAGUUUGUGUUCCACUUGCGCAAACGGGUUAUGGAGGUUAACGCAAGGUCAUAAGUUCUCAGAACUCCUUGCUGUGAUGUUGCCUUCUGAUUGUGCUCAGAACUCAACAAGGUCCAAAGAACUGGAGUCUCUUCUUCUUACCUGUCGGGGGAGAUCAUAUCUCACAGCUGACCUUCAGGAUAAGGCUAACGAGCCUUUUGCUGUGUCUUCAGGAUGUCAAAUAAUUAAUGAGCUGAAGAAGAUGAUUAAAUGGCAAAAGGGAGAUGUGACAGCAGAUGACCCAAAUCAGAACAAAUGGGAGAGAGGCACUAAGGUGGUUUCUUCAGGUCUCUCACUGAUGAUCAAAGCUAACGUUGCUAUUAGAACUUGAGCCUUUUCUGGAUCAAGGUGUGCCAAAUUCCUUUAUGAACAAGCUUCCAGAAUCUACUAAGUGCUUUCUUCUGUAGCCAUGUGUAUGUCUUUUGUCCUAUUGUUUCAGACUACUGUGUGUCCUUAAAUUUAUCCAAAUGCCUUCCAUAGCAGAUUAGAAGAGUAUCAUCAGAUAACCCUGCACAUGAGGUGACAUGGCUGUGAUGCAGCAGGCUAAGCCAGACAAUUUUCCAACCCACUACCGUGUCAAGAUUCUGGCAUUGCCCACUUUCCUGGAGGGCUGUGUGCUCAGCAUAGCUGAGGCUGCAUCUUGGAGUGUAUGCAUGGAUUUGAAUGCCAUGUCCUCGAAGAGGUGAUGGCUAGAGGAGAUGAAAUCUUCUGCUACCUGUCAAGUACUUGGACGUCAAUGGUGCACAACAGUAUUGCAGUACUGUCCCAGUUUGAUCGUGCUUUUUUUCUACUUCCUCCUUUCUCCCAUGAGUGACAAAGACUGUGAAAUAAGUCUGUCUCUGCGAGACUGAACUGACCCUUCUACAGUGGCUGACAUUUCCUGGAUUUGAUUAUGAUUUUUUUGUCCUACUGGAGUAGACUGAAAAUGUUGGUAAUUGAACAUUUUUCGUACAGAGGUGGAGAACUGGUUUGGAUGUUGUGAAGUGGUCCAAUAUAUUUGGAGGGCACCACGCUGGGGAAGGCUGAUGUAAGUGCAAUAUUCCUGAUCUUCUAGAUCUACACGUGAACAAAGGCAGGGAUUGGCAGAGGGAAGAUUCAUUGUGGGUAGAGCAGGAAGCAAUGGCUGGGUUAAGAACGGCAGGUUUACACCGUGAGAGAGCUGCUGUGCUGUUGGAGCAGCUUGAAACAAGCAAAAGAUACCCCAUGUUGUAUCUUUUGCAUAACAGAAAUACAGUGACAAAAAAGCCGUGGCAGGGUUUUACCUGUCUCAUAACUAGCUGUGGAGUGAUACCCCUGCGCCCCGCCACCUUCACCAGACUGGACUUCUGAAAUGCAACUUAUCCGCAGUGUCUCCAAUUCUUGGCCUCAGUAUCUGCCAUUGUUCAAAGUGUUUGGGUUAAAGCCUGUUUGCUGCUACGAUUCUCCAGUUACUGUAAUUAGAUGCUCAGUUUUUGUUUUUUGAAGAAGCAGCUGUGUGGAGAAUUGCAGCCUUAAGGUAGAUCAAUACCUGUGCCCCCUCUCCCAAAUGGCGUAACUCCUGCAGUUCAUUUCCAUAGGUGGGAGAUGACUCCUUAAGUGAUUCAUGCAUUUUUAAGGCUUCGGAAUCUGAAUUGGACUAAUCAAUCAUGCAACUUGCUUUCUAACUCUGUUCAAAACUAUUCCACAUUGGGUUUCUUGCAUGAAGAACCUGUAUACCUAGCUUACUCAACAAUGGGGCUAUUGGCAUGACUGCCAAAACUUUUCUUGUAGCCUUUCGGGCCAAUCCUGUUUUUCAGCACUUGAGACUCCUCACUCUGUAGACGCCUUCCUCUCCCUCUCUUUUCAGUAAGCUCCUUCCCUUGCAAUUUCUAUGCGUUCUUGUCAUUGCAUCUUGUGUAGCAGGUGGAGCUUGUAGCCAGCACAGACCCCACCCCCAUUUGAUACCUUGGUCAGAAUGGGUGGGGCAUACUGGAAGCCUGGUGCACUGCAGUGGAAGCUGUACAGUUCACUGGCCAGAAAUGAUGAUGGACUUCCAGGAAUGGAAAAGAGACUUUUUUGAGGCUUGCUCUUCAGAGAAUUUGCCCCUUAAGCUAUUUGAUAUUUUAUGCCAGCCUGAGAGAUUAGCAGGAGACCCCAAAGCGCCUUGGAUUGUUCAUAAGUGUUCCGUAUGGAAUGUGAAGAGAGACUUGCAGACUUUAUGAAUCUUAUGCACAGAAUGAUUUCCUUUUACAUGUGCAUGGGGAGUGGACCUCCACGCCUCAUUUAAAAAGCCACUUGAAUAACACAUAUAUGCCUUUUGCAUUGAAUCUUCAUGACUUAAAUCUAAUAAAAUCUAAUGACAAAA